AGUCAAGUCAAUAUGAGAGUGAUCAUUAGAAAAGACCCCGCGGCUGUGUCUGAAUACAUAGCAGACUAUAUCGUCAGCCGUAUCAAUGCGUUCUCACCUUCGGCUGCGAGGCCGUUUGUGCUUGGCCUACCCACUGGAAGCAGUCCCGAGACCGUAUAUCGGAUUCUAGUCCAGCGGUAUAAAGCCGGACAGAUAUCCUUUAAACAUGUCGUGACUUUCAACAUGGAUGAAUAUGUUGGACUGCCCCGGGACCAUCCGCAGAGCUACCACACUUUCAUGUACAACAAUCUCUUUGCCCACAUCGACAUACUACCCAGCAACAUCCACAUCCUAGACGGCAACGCCCCUGACCUUGCCAAAGAAUGCAAAAACUUCGAGGCAAAGAUCGCCAAAGCAGGUGGUAUAGACCUCUUCUUGGGUGGUGUAGGUCCAGACGGUCACAUUGCCUUCAACGAACCUGGAUCCAGUCUCAGCUCUCGCACUAGGGUUAAGACACUGGCCUACGAUACUAUCCUCGCAAACUCCCGUUUCUUCGGCAAUGAUCUCUCUCAGGUGCCUCGAACCGCACUCACAGUCGGCAUUAAGACCAUCAUGGAUGCACGAGAGGUUGUCAUCGUCGUGACUGGAGUGCACAAGGCCGUGGCCCUGCAAAAGGGUAUCGAAGGAGGCGUCAACCAUAUGUGGACGCUCUCUGCUCUCCAGCUACACCAACACCCUCUUAUUGUAGCUGACGAGGACGCUACUCUCGAACUUAAAGUCAAAACUGUCAAGUACUUCGAAAGCAUCGAGCUCUCUGGCACCGACGCACGUACACAAGGCCCUCCUCUCGUCCAGUUCACGAAGCCAUAUGUGCCCGUUGCUCCACCAGCAGACCUCGGCACCCCCGUUGGGUCUAGACAAGGCCUCAAGAUCGAUACAGCCUUCAAUGGCAAAGACAGCGAUCCAGACGAGCUUACGCCCGAUAGUAUGUCCUCACGUAUUGUCGACUCUGCCAUUGCAGGCCUGGACGAAACCAUGCGUGGCGGAGACCUGAUUUUCGACCGCAUGGGUUCUCGAAUUCCUACUCAGGUAUAA
Nannizzia gypsea CBS 118893 is the source of this 1074-nucleotide messenger RNA. RefSeq names its product glucosamine-6-phosphate deaminase. Gene Ontology annotation, molecular function: identical protein binding; glucosamine-6-phosphate deaminase activity. The transcript has 5 exons. Bases 13 to 1074 code for a protein of 353 amino acids. Lineage: Eukaryota; Fungi; Ascomycota; Eurotiomycetes; Onygenales; Arthrodermataceae. Gene Ontology annotation, cellular component: cytoplasm. Gene Ontology annotation, biological process: N-acetylglucosamine catabolic process; carbohydrate metabolic process; N-acetylneuraminate catabolic process. The record is from RefSeq and is a predicted model, not a curated record.